This is a messenger RNA of Poecilia reticulata (guppy), 6969 nucleotides long. NCBI's taxonomy places the organism in Eukaryota, Metazoa, Chordata, Actinopteri, Cyprinodontiformes, Poeciliidae. The record is from RefSeq and is a predicted model, not a curated record.
AUGUCAUUGCCUGCUGGUGUAUCUGUAGUGGGGGCUCAUUUAGAUUUAGAUUGGUUAUGUGAGGAGAGAGCUUGAAAGGCCAGCUCAUGUUUAUGCAUGAAUCCCAAAGCAUGCUGCGGUGGUGGAGCCCCGACUUAAAGAGACAGAGCUCAAAUGCAGACACACCUUCUGCUUCUGAGGAUAAGCUUUCAUUUGAAGCCAUGGCACUAUCAGAUAGAAUUUAAUAAGCACGUARCGGUAAGGUUGUUUGUGCCAUUUUUUUUCGAUCCAUGAUUUUUUUUCUUGUACAUAUCUGUCCUUCUUUUAAUUGAAACAAAAUUCAAAUUUAGCUUUAAUAAAAGUCAGUGUCACCAUUCACUGCCUAACUGCGUUGCAGACUGUCGCCCUGGUGUCUCCCACAGCUGAUACAUCGCUUCCCCUAUUACACUCACUCAUACCUCAAUAGUAAUCAGUAAAUGUCUCUGCAGAAGAGUUUGUUCAGCACUUCAUCAGGUAUAAAGUGGUUUUUAUUUGGAAAUGUGGUCCCUAUCCAUCUUUUAAAUGACUUUUUAAUGGUCGUCACACCAUCCCAAUCAAUCAUGUUGUAGAGCUAGCCUGCAAGCGCAAAUACACUAUUUAUAAUUCCUCCAUUCUGCUUAAAAACUGACACUGCACCUUUGUAGAAAUAAAAAAGGAAUAGCAGUUUUUAUUAUUAUUAUUUCUGCUUCUCUUUUACUUAUCUAUUAGUUCUAUAAAAACUAUGCUGGUUCUUCUCAAAAGUAGGAGAGGACAACUUACAUAUUUUUGUUGUGGCCCACACUUUGUGACCCUUUUCCAUGCCUCCCACUACGCUAAACCAGGCCCCCCAUUACCCCACUGGCAGGCGGCCACAGAACUUUACAUGUAUAAUGAGAUACAAAUACGCAUCAGCAGGAGAGUGUCUAUGCCACGCGUCUCUGUGUGAAUAUUACUCACACUUAUUAGCUGGAUUAUGUUAAUCUUUACACUCUUUGCUCACAGACAACAGACCCUCCGUGAUAUUGGGAAUGGGGUGCGGGGUGGUCUUCCCAGUGAGCGCGUGUUGCAGUGUGUUUACGUGUGUGCAUGACUGUAUGUAUGUGAGAGUGACUGCCAUGUUGCCAAACUGAUCUCCAUUCAAAAAGGGCAGUCUAAUUAUAUCACUUAUGCACAUGAGGAAUGCACACUGACAUCCGCAUACAAGCCAAACAUGGACAUCUUGGACACCUUGGACAAAAAGAAUCUGCGAGCUUAGGAUGAAUUUCCUCCUUUGCGAAUGCAUACUCCCCAGUUUGUACAUACUUAACAUUUCUUGUCCUUUUCUACUUCUGUUUCACACCUGUAAACAAACCAUUUUAUACUCAUGUACUCAAACCAUGCAGCRUGAGUUUAUUUCUCUUUGUAGUUAGACAUUUUAAAUUACGAAAUGUAUAGGAAUUCUCAAAUUUACUGUAUAACUUACAUGUUUAUUUUCUGAAAAAAAGCCUAUUACACAAUAUUUUGGCUUAUUUUGAUUGCGAUUCCCACUUGGGCCUCAUCGUUCUUCUAAAAUAUUUUAUACUCUGGUAGUUUUGACCAUUUUAAACCCGACUUAUUAGUUAUGAAAUAGAGUCAUCUUCUGGGGGAAGUUUUACAUCAACAACACAUCAGUGUGUACCUAUAUAGGAGGUGAUUUGUACUCCCUUUGACAACCAAUAAAUAUACAGUCAAAAUAUUAUGUCUUUUCAACUCAAACUGUGGUAAAAUAAUGACAUGAGUCCAAUUAAGAAUAUUUACUAGCAGUAAAUUUACUUGCCUAAACCUCCCUUGGUUUGAUUAGUGGUCAUAAUCUGUCAUAUUUAAUCAAAUUCAACAGGGAACACUUGGGUGAAAACCACAAGAAAUAUAAAGAGUGGUGUCACUAUAUUCUCAUUCCAUUUUAAAAAUAAAAGUGUAUGAGAUAAUGUGAAAUAUGAGUCUUUUUUAUGACCAUUUCUCAUCAUAAUUUCACAAAAUACUUUACAGCUUUAAAAUGUAUUACACAACAUAAUUUCCACAUAUGAAUUUGUUACAGAAAUGAGAAAGCGCAGAAUAGCAAUGUGUGUAAAAAAUGGGGAUAUGACUUGGGAAAUGGGUGAGUUGACCUGAAGCCACUGACAAAACCAAAAGCCUAAGCAAUAAUGCUUGUAUAUUUUAAUUACUGCGGUCACAAUGACCAUAUUUUACAGUAGUAGGCUAUUAGUAGAGACUAGAAACAUAGUUUAAAUCAUCUGUUGUCAAACUAGUUACACGAAAUGUCCGCCUGGUGGUUCCAAAUAGAUGCAUGGUUUGUAUGAGAUGUCCAGGUGCAGACGGCUCCAUUUCAUACCUGAGAAAUUCUUCCACCAAAAAUACAACAGUAGGAAAACAUGAAGGGCAAUAUGACAACAUUGGACAAAGUGGCACACCCUCUCACUAAGCAAUGCAUGACAUGUCACAAUUUUUCACAGCUUUUACAUAAUACACAGUAUUUGCACUUUUGCAUAGUCAACUGAAGAAGGAGACUGGUCAAGCUUCCAGAGGAUUAUAGCCCACUUUCAAUGACUGUUACUGGAAAGUGUCCAAGUGCAUAUCCUCUGAUUAGUCCUUUUUCAGACUGAUACAUUGAUAGUAUCCCUGUUGGCAUGAUUGAUUGAGCCUGACACAUUUUAAUUACGUUCAAAUUAAAUGAAUCGGCUGGCAGACUAUAAAACAUUGCUGUUUAAUAACGAGSCCGACUAUUUUCCUUUUUUUUCACCCCCUUCCUUCUUGCAAUCCCAUUUUGUUGGCCCGCRCCAAAUAACCUCUCUCCAUUUAAUGAUAUGCAAAUGAAUUUUCAUGAACCCCAUGAUCCUAUGCGAUGAUUAAACUGAGAUGACAUUAGCUGCCAUGCUGCUGCCACUGUCAGUGUUUCUGUCUGCCUCCUUUUCUUUCCCCCUAUCUCUACCAUCUCUCUCCGUAUCCAGCCAACUGGUGAUAUUAAGAGGUUCAUUGUCAUGAUUCCCUUGAGAAUUUUCUUUGUGAGAGAUGACAUUCUGAAUAUCCAGUGUUGUUUCAGGGAAGUUUUCCCCUUGGCAGCAGCUAUGGAGCUUCAUCGCGUGAGGUGUUUGCUCUCAGACAACAUGUGGUAGUAGCGCAAGCACUGAAGAAAUCCGUGUUAGAACGMCACACAAUUACUGCAACACAGUAACAUGAGAAGAACAUUUUUGKAGGUUUUCACAUGUUUUCCAUUUCCAGCUUUCCAGCACUACCAUCACUCCUUUUCAGUCCGUAUCCAACUCCACCUCUGCUGUCGCUUAUUGUACUCCAUUUGCAUAAUGAAGCCCAGGCUUAAUUAAGAUCCCACUGGAGUCUGGAGCCAAGGAUGAAGAAAAGACGGAUCGAGGAAGAGUGGAGGGAGGUGGGGGCUGGGAUCAAGCGUUCCUUGGCUUAUCCGCACGUGUCCAAAUAGGAGGCGCAAUUUAAGGGGCGCGGGGGGAGAGCGCUGACGAGCGAUUAAAUCACUAAUUAUGAUCGGCUGUUAGAAUUAGUGUGUGGCUGUUAAUUAGCUGCAGAUGAGAUGCCCAGGCUGUUGCCCGCCCUUGAUGACUCCAGCAGCAUCCUCCCUGGAUGGCAGUGGAGAAACACAGCUUGACACCCUGGAGAUGAUGCCAACACAUCCCUCCCUUUUACASAUAUAGCAUUCUGAGGGGAUUUCCCUUUAAGAACAUCCCAGGUGUGCAAGAGCAGGAAAGAGGCUCUUCAUCAUCUCCGUCCACCCACUCCCACUGUUCUUCGUUAAGCACAAAUUCCUUCCACAUCCUUUACUUCUUUUGCUCAUUAUUUCUCUUCCUCUCUAAGUAAAAAUUCACUUCUCUUCAUUCCAUGUAAUGUCCAGCAACUUUCCCUUCAGUGSAGCAGCUGGCACAAGGUCGAGUUGGCAUCAAGGCAAUGAGCCACACACUCACAAAAGCUCCAUUUGUGAGUGUAGUUGUACCACGUUGUUACUAUUUUUGGGCUGCAAUUCUCCACUUGCUAGUAUAGCUUUUGACAGCGCCCGUAAAUGCCUCGUGGUUUUUGCUUGGCGUGAUGCCAUCUAUCUUUUUAGCCUUUUCUUUGAAGUAAUGUUUUUGCCAAAAAAUAUCCAAGGCAUUUGAAAUGUUCCGCUCAACAUAUGGAUGUUUCUGUUUACAAAUGCGUUGCCUUGGCAGCAUGCCACCUUUCUUCUAUUGCCCCGAAACCGCCAAAAGAUGCCAUCACAACCGCUGGCAACCGUUGCCCGGGCACUUCCUCUUGGCUUUGUCCGAGCAAACAGUGAUUAGAGGCAAAUCCUCUGAGGACCGACACAAAUUGUCUGUCUCGAUUGUCAUCUGGAGGACUAUUUUAGCACCUGAAGGAAUGAUCUUGGUGGCUGCCCUGCAGAUGCCUCACUCGGCCGCCGGUGACCAAGCUGCGGUGAGACAGAUGUUGAGGGAGGUGCUGGUGGGUCGAGAAGAUCCGGAGGGCUUCUUUGCGAUGUGUGUGUCCGUCCUGGGGCACCAAGAGACUCGCUCACAGUUUCUGUCCAUCAUCAAGCCACUGGCCACGGCCAACAUCCGGCUGCACUCUGUCCUCAGUUCCAUCUACCAGGAAUAUUUCUCAAAGACGGAGGAUGAUGAGCUGGAGCUUGCUCUGGCUCUCUCGCUUCUGGAAAUGAAGGAUCAACAGAUAUCAACCCCUAACCAAUUGCCCCUGCACCCUGGAGUCGGCGGCAAUGCAAGCAGCGUUCUAUGCAAUUCAAACGCAAAGUCUCAGGGAAAUAGUUGCACCCAACAAGAAGAUGUACCUGGCAGAGAAAAGAGUGCCUUUGUGGCGCAGUCAAUGUCYGGUAGUAAGGAAAACUCCAGAGAGAACCAAACUUAUAAAAGUACACAUGUUGAAGGUGUUGAUAACAAAUCACUUGGAACAAGCCAGGCUCUUUAUGUUCCAGAUUCCUCUACCUYGGUUUCUAUUCCAAACACAGCAUCCAUAAGUGGCCAAGUUAUGAAGGAGCAAGAUUUUAAUCUAUCAAAGAAACCGAGACGUUCUAAAAAUAGGCGGCAACGGCGAAAAGCAGCUGCCCAGCAGAUUGUAGGUUUAACCCAUUCUCCAUCAGCGMCACCACCUGUUUUACUUUGGUUCAGGAGAGACCUUAGACUCUGUGAUAACCCUGCUCUUAUCAGAUGUCUUGAGCUGGGUGCACCUGUCAUUCCUGUCUUUAUUUGGAGUCCUGAGGAGGAGGAGGGUCUAGGGGUCACCGUUGCUAUGGGGGGAGCUUGUAAAUACUGGCUUCAUCAGGCUUUGUCUCGCUUUUGUGCAUCCCUGGAGCGGAUUGGCAGUCAUCUCGUCUUUCUCCAAGCCAAUGGAGACGGGAACAAAGAUGGAUCUUCUCUGCAUACGCUGAAAACAUUAGUAAAGGAGACCGGGGCGCAAACUGUGAUAGCUAAUGCUUUGUACGAACCGUGGCUGAAGGAGAGGGAUGAUGUGGUCUUCUCAGCCCUGCACAAARAAGGCGUUGAAUGUAAAAUGUUCCACUCGUACUGUCUCAGAGAUCCGUUUUCUGUCAGCACAGAGGGUGUGGGGCUCAGAGGCAUAGGUUCAGUGUCUCAUUUCAURAACUGCUGCAGACAAAACCCAGGAGCUUCUAUAGGUGUUCCUCUGGACCCACCAGUCUCUCUUCCUUCUCCUACCUGCUGGCCACAAGGCGUCCCAUUGGAUAUGCUUGGCCUCGCAMGCAUGCCACGCAGGAAGGACGGCACGAUUAUUGACUGGGCAGAAAACAUUCGCAAGUCCUGGGACUUUAGUGAAGAUGGUGCACAUGCCCGACUGGAAGCCUUUCUUCAUGAUGGUGUGUAUAGAUAUGAAAAAGAGUCAGGCAGAGCAGAUGCUCCGAACACCAGCUGUCUGUCUCCYUACCUGCACUUCGGUCAGCUCAGUCCACGCUGGCUUCUAUGGGAUGCCAAAGGAGCCAAGUGUCGACCCCCAAAGUUCCAACGGAAGCUGGCCUGGAGGGAUUUGGCUUACUGGCAGCUAACUCUCUUUCCUGAUCUACCCUGGGAAUCACUCAGACCUCCAUACAAGGCUUUACGUUGGAGCACUGAUUGCCGCCACCUAAAGGCUUGGCAGAAAGGUCAAACCGGCUACCCUCUGGUUGACGCAGCCAUGAGGCAGCUGUGGCUGACAGGCUGGAUGAACAACUACAUGCGACACGUAGUGGCAUCUUUUCUCAUUGCGUAUCUCCAUCUGCCUUGGCAAGAGGGCUAUCGCUGGUUCCAGGACACCCUCGUGGAUGCAGAUGUUGCCAUUGAUGCUAUGAUGUGGCAGAACGGUGGUAUGUGUGGCCUGGAUCACUGGAACUUCGUGAUGCAUCCAGUUGAUGCAGCAAUGACCUGUGACCCGUACGGCAGCUAUGUCAGGAAAUGGUGUCCUGAGCUUGCAGAUUUACCAGACGAGCUCAUACACAAACCCUGGAAGUGUCCUGCAUCCAUGCUGCGGCGAGCAGGUGUGGUGUUUGGCCAGACRUAUCCUGAAAGAAUAGUUACUAAUCUAGAGGAGCAGAGGAGCAAAUCUCUACAAGAUGUGGCUCUGGUGCGCAAGCAGUUUCAACAGUAUGUUGACAAGCGCUCAGGCUGUGAUUUGGUGCCUUUGCCCAAACGCCUUGUGUCUGAGGCUCUAGGUUUGUCUCACUGGGACGGGGCUGUGRUGACAGAGGGGGAACAGUUCCUGCUGCCUGUCAUCACCCGCAUGGAAUUCAAACACCAGCUGGAAGACCCGGACGCAGAUGCUGCCUCAAACCCUUACAACGCUGUCCUGAAGGGAUACGUGAGCCGCAAGAGGGACGAGACCAUAGCGUUCCUAAAUGAGACAGACUUUACAGCUAGUGUGAUGUACGAGGGAGCACAGAGACAGGAGAGACUAGAGAGGGAUUACCGCAGAAUGGAGGGGCUCCCUCCACUGGUGUCUCCUAUGAAGCAGUAA